Messenger RNA from Andrographis paniculata, 3099 nucleotides. RefSeq lists its product as uncharacterized. The transcript is spliced from 6 exons. Bases 459 to 2738 code for a protein of 759 amino acids. The record is from RefSeq and is a predicted model, not a curated record. Lineage: Eukaryota; Viridiplantae; Streptophyta; Magnoliopsida; Lamiales; Acanthaceae.
AAAAAAACAACUGCUUGCAAUAUUCUUUCAAGAAAAAGGAAAAAAGAUAGGUGUUUUUAAGGAGAAGACAGGAAAUUAAAGUAGCCCAAAAAGCAUGGAAUUGGUGAGAGAGAGAAUCUGAGGAGAGAGAGAGAGAGAGAGAAAUAGGCAUUAAAUGUCCCAACAGAUACCCAUUUUCUUCGGCUUCCUGCAGACCCAAGAAUAUCUAUCUAUCUAUCCAUAUCUGUCUAUCUCCAUGAAUGCAUUUGCAGUUUGGUUUAAGAUUUCUUUAUGAGAAUGAGGCCAUCCAAAUGGGAAAGAAAUGAUUGAUUCCAAAACCAGAGAAGAAGAAGAAGAAGAAGAAGAAGAAGAAGAAAAAGGACCUUCCUUCCCUCAAAGGCCUCCACUAAACUGACUCACUCACAACUGCAGCUCAUCUGCCUUUGCCAGUCCGAUAUUCGUUAGUCGUAGUUGUCGCGAUGGCGACGAAGAUACAAGCCAUUGGAUUCUUGAGGGAGCACCAUUCUGCGAUCAAUCUUGAUGUAAGCCUGCCGUGCCGUGGAAAGCAGGCGAUGGAAAAUGGCGACAGUAAGCGCUGUCUGCAAGCUGACAUAGAGAAGGCGAGGCAGAUGAUUCUCGAGCACGAAUGCAUAUUUAGAAGCCAGCUGAAAGAAUUGCACCGUCUUUACGCCCGGCAGAAAGAGCUGAUGAAUGAGCUCAAAAGAAGAGAAGCAAACAGAGUCAAUCAUCUUUCGAGCUUUCCCUUCUCUUCGGCGAAUCAUUUCCAAGGUUCGAAAGGACAGUGGAAUGGCCAUUAUUCGAUGAUGCCGGGAUGCUCUUCAGUUUCAGGCAGCUGUAGCAAGCCACUUCCCACAUUUUUGGAGGGAAAAGUCGUACCAUAUUUCCCUUCGAUGCUGGACACGAGGAGCUUUAGUAGUCGCGAACCUUGGACGCCAGCUAAGGGCAGCAUUUGCCCGAAUGCGAUGUUCAGGAUGCCUGAUUCUUACGGAGAUACUAAGUUAUCUCUCGGUGCUGGUCAGACAUCUCAGUGUAAUGUCGAUACAAUUGCAUUUGAUCUGCAUUCGAAGAGACAAAACAAUGCAGGCAAUGUCUUUUGUAUGAACGGCGCAAGAGGCACGCCUGCGAAGCCAAGUCCAGCCAUUAAUCUUGCGACGAAAGAUUUCUUUAAAAGCAGCAGAAACCAUUGCCGGUCUGAUGACUGUGCCGAUCAAACGAGGUUUGACAAGCAUCCUUCAGCUGGGGACUUUUGUUCCGAGUAUUCACAGGUUUUACCUCAGAGGAAAAGGAAGCUUUUCGGGGUUGAAAUCGAUGAGUACAACAACAAUCCAUCGGAGAUGGCUUCUAAAACUGUCUCGUCCUCUUGGAUCGACAAAAGUUUUGCCAAAAAUCUUAAGCUUGGUGCAAAUGAUGGGAAAGAAUGUUCUGCUAUUGGAUCGAACAUCAACCAAGUAUCGAAUCAACCUUCAGAGAACGAUCACGGACAACAUUUACCUGCAGAAGUUCCGAUGAAAGAUCCCGAGCUAACAAAGGCUGCACUGCCAUGGUUUCUUAGGAACUCACCGGAGAGUUGUCAUCCGAGCAAAGAGGCGAAGAAGAGUCCAUAUUUCAUGAAUCUAGACUCUUUGCAGAACUGUUCUCAGAAAUUCUUCAGGAAAACCGAAACGGCUGAUACCACAUCGAUGCAGAAGAAAGAAACCGUGAGUGAGAGAAGCUCCAACGCUGCAAAAAUUCUUGGCUUCCCGAUCUCUGAAAUGCUCCCGCAAGUUGAGAAUAGAAGCUCCGGCGAUGAUCCUGCCGAGGUUAACACCUCCGGCGAUGCAAAUAAAGAUGACAUGAAGAAAGGAAUCAAUAGCAUCAUAGACUUGAACUUGUCUUUAGACGAGGAGGCUCUGCCAUCGGCUCCGUUUCUUCCUACAGCUAUAGUGAAAAUCGUUACGACUGAAAUAGACUUGGAGGCGCCGGCUGUUAUUGAAUCGGAAACAGAUGCUUUUCUUGUAAAAACAGGCUCAAGUGAGACGUAUUUAUCACCGGAUGAAGAAUACGAUCGAUCUGCUGCUGAGUCAUUGUUCGCGAUUUCAUUGCACCGGAAUUCAGCAGACAAUGAGCCUCCUCCUGUGGCCUCAACCAUCGGCGCUCUUGAAUGGUUUGUGGAAAUAGUUUACUCUCAGCAGCGGCGUUGCGGCACAGCUGCAAGACAAGAAUUCAUACCCGACGGUAUGGAUCACUUCGAAUAUGAGACAUUGAAAUUAGAAGAAACCAAGGAAGAACCGUGCCAAUACGAGGUGGUUGUUAUGAGCCAUCCAACGGACGAGGAGAUGGGGAACACGGCAUUCCUGAAACGCUCACGGAGGAGAGGGAGGCCAUGGAAGAACUUCCAAAAGGACAUACUUCCUGGGAUGAUCAUGCUGUCACGUCUUGAAGUGGCCGAGGAUCUACAGACAUUCGAUGAGCUAAUGAAAGCCGGAGGCGGCAGCAGCAGCAGCCGAAGCUCCACGAGACACAGUCGGGGGAGGAAGCGCGCCGGUCCAGCUCCUGCUGCGGUGCCGGCGCAGCAGCCUAACUGUCAGAUGGAGGACAGAAGCUUAACAGGGUGGGGAAAGAGGACGAGAAGACUGCCGAGGCAAAGAUGCCAUAAUGCUUCUUACGUUCCCUGUAAAAUGAUAAGCCAUCAUCAUCAUCAUAUUGGGAGUGGUUUUGAGGACAUUCUAGUUGGUGCUGAAGUUCAUCGUGUUAAUUGAUGUAAAUAUGAUCAACAGGUGAUUCGGUUAAGAUUAUAACUUGCCUGCAGGAUUCAGAUGUUGAAUGUAUACAGCUCUGAGUUCGGAUUAUUUCUCGCCGCCAUUGAUGUUUUUUUGAAGGUUGUAUGUUGUAAACAAGUCUGAGGAUCAAUUCUCCGCCGCCAUUUCCAACUUCGAGAAGCUUCGGUCGUGUUGCAGUAGAGAUUUCGAAUUGCAGCGAGGUCGGUGCAGCUGCCAUAGAAACGCCUCCAGAUUCGUGCAAGGACGAAGACACGGUGGAAGCACUGCUUCUGAAAGACAAGGAUGACAUUUCGAGGUUAAUGAAGAUGGAGCGUCGAUCGGAAAGCAGCGAUGAAUUCAA